CAACUCUUAUAAUAAUAAUAAUAAUUGUCUAUCAUUACACUUUAUAAAGUCCAUUGGAAUUAUGUUAAAUCAACAAAUUCAAUUCAUAAUUACCUUAUGUAUAUAAUGUGUAUUCUUCAUAAAUGUUUCCUAAUAGUAAUCUAUUUAUCAUUUAUUAAAGGAUUUACUAUUCAUAAUGAAUGUCUUCAAAAUGAAAAGUUAUUGAACUUAUGUGGUCGUUGCAAUAGAACAAUCGCUAAAGUAAUAAAUGAUUUAUCGGAUUUGGAUUUUCAACUGAAAUGGGAAAUAAAACUUGUCAAUGGAUGUAAAUAUACUGGCCCGCUUCGUGAUAAUUGUGCAUCGUUAUUCAGUUCAACAAUGAUUAAAAUUAUCAACAAAUUUAUAGUAAAUAUGAAACCUGACAAAGUUUGUAAGGAUAUAUUUUUAUGUUCUACAUAAGUUACGUCAUGGUACGAUCAAUUAAAUCAGUUCUAUUUUUAUCGACAACUUUCAGCCAUUUGGAAUUUUCUUUCAACAAAGUUUACUACUGAAAUAUAUAUAUAAAGUAGCAUAAAGUAUUUCUUAUUCAAUGACACUAUGGGUUAUUUUAAUUAUUUAACUAAAAUAUAUGAUACAUCUCAAUAAAAAUGUAUUUGAAUAUAAAAAUUAUUUUUAAUCAUUAGAAAAUGGGUGAAAAGUGGGAUAUACACUAUUUAAUGUCACUAAAUAUUGUGAAUUAAAAACUAGCCCUGAAAAAUAGUGUAAUGCAA
Schistosoma spindalis is the source of this 749-nucleotide messenger RNA. Lineage: Eukaryota; Metazoa; Platyhelminthes; Trematoda; Strigeidida; Schistosomatidae. The record is from the annotation of a GenBank genome assembly.